CUUUACCUUUCAUAGAUAAUACCCCCUCUUUUCCCUCUCCUGGAGAAUAGAAUAUCAACCCCUCAAACUCCUCCCUAUUUCCUUGAUCACUACCUCAUUCAAUACCGGCGAGUUCGUAAUAGUUCCACGCAGCUGCCUGUCUACACGUACUAUUCAUAGUUAAGUUCGAGUUACUGCGGCCCUUCGUGGCACAUCCAUUUUGAUAGCGCCUACUUACUUUGGCGACUCUGUCCAAGCUAUUUGAAUAGGUUGGAGCUUUUUUUCUUCAAAAUCAUACCUAUUAACAUGGCUUCGGAACUUUUUACAUGCACUUCUCUAGUAUCAUCUUAUUACGAAAAUCCCCCUUCUAGGAUUUCGUAUUCGUAUUGCGCAAAGCUGAUGCCUACAGGUCCUCUUACUGUUAUGGCAGAUUCGAACAUUCUCAGCAAUGUUGAAAAGUCUUUAGUGGAGUCGGUUGUCGAGACCUCGACGACCGACGCUGAUGCAAACACAAAAUCUACCCCGAUCGCCGCUCCGAGCGGAACGCUUAUUAACGAUAACGUGCUUGCGCACCAAAAUGACAAUAAACCUUCUAUUGGAACAUCUUCAGUGGGUGGUAUUAGCAGUGGAACUGUUGGUGCGGACUCGGAUGCGAUUGGUCACAUGAAUGGAACCAGUCCCACCGAUUCCGGGUUGAAGGUAGAUACGGAGUCAAUCGGCGCGCCUGGUUCUCGACCCGGAAGUGUUUCUCCUACAAAGACAGAUGGUUCCAGACCUCUGGAUAGAAAAUCAUCGCUCAAAAAACCCACAUUCAAACCAGUUUCUCUGAACAAGGCUUUUCUUAAGGAACAGACAUCUACCAGUGGACCCGCCCCCAACCCACUAAGCUCCGUUCUUUCUAAUACCAAAGGCAACUUAGCGUUUUCGCACCAACCUGCCCCUCGCGGCCAUACAGUAUCUAAACUUAAGCUUGUCAAGACCGGUGGGACCUCGCAGUCGUCUAGACCCGGUCUAGGGUCUUCUCUAUCUACUGGUAUAAAGCGUAACGAACAGGCGCAGCCUGUUUGGAACAAGAACCAACCAAUUCCCCCACCUCCGGCCAAAGAUGUUACGGAUGAAGAGCUUAAAAAAGAAUACGGCAUUCAUAUGGCAUCUAGACUUGGCCCCGAAGGUACAGGUGCGAAAUGGGCUGAUAUUGACGAUGACGAUGACGAUUGGGUGCCGGAAGUCCCCGAGAAAUGGGGGGACGCUCUUAAGCUAGCCCCAGUUGAGCCAACCCCACCUACGAUUGCCCCAUCUCCGACUCCCCCUGCAAAAGUCGAACAGGCGCCACUUGAUGUUGCCGAUACCUCACCGCCAAAGACACCUUUGCCUGCGACUGCUAAGGAAGAAGUCCGCCCCAAAACCUUGAUUACUGAGAGACUUAGUUCUAAGCCAGUUGAGAAGGCGCCUCCUCCCAUCGUCCGAGCAUCACCAUGGGCAAAAGUUCCUCCCGCUCCCGUUCAGUCUCUGGCUUCUAAUGUGUCUCAAUCAAGAGAUAUGGAGCCCCCUCGCCGUUCCAACUAUGGAACGGAGUCUAUCGCAAAUCACUCCUCAGGGCAGCCUCAUGGAAUGAAGGAAGUUUCUGCAGACGUUUAUGGUCGCUCCUGGCGCGAUGGAAAUCACAACCAAGGGCCUAGAGAGCGGGAAUUGUACAAUUCUGAAACUGGUCAACUUGAGCCCGUACAGGAAUCUAGAAACAAAGGCCCCAGAGCCAGAGCCGAAGGAAAUGUCGAUAAACCGUCAGUCUUGCAACGCCCUACUGGGCCACCCCCCCCAGCCGAGCCUUCACCAGCUUUCCAACAACAGCGAAGCAGUAUGAUGCACCAUAGGCCCGAUGAGUAUAGGCGUAGAAGGACAUCAUCGAACGUUAGCGGUGGUAGCGGGAGCACUGGAAGGAGGCCGUCUUUUAGCAAAUUUGGGCUUGAACAACCCCCAACCCCCGAAGAUGGGAGAUUUCCCUUAAGGCCUAGCCCCAUAAGCCAUUUCUCGACAGAUGCACAUCAAGAUCAUAACCAAACUAGCUUGCCCGCCAAAUUCGAGAAUUCUAACCAAGCUUCUAACAUUGAAGUCCCUUCUCUGGCAGCCGUUCCAAUUAAGCCAGCCAUACCAGAGACUCCCAUGGAAGAUCUAGUUGCUCAGCAGGAACGGAUUAUGAAGGAAGGUCGUGAACUCGCGAGGAAGCGCAGACAGGAAGAGGAAGAAAAGGAAGAAGCCGCUAAGAAAGAGAGACUUCAGGUUAAACUAGAUGAAUUAGAGAAAAAGGCUCUUGAGAAGAAAGAAGCUGAGUUACGAGCGGCAGAAGAGGCGAGAUUGGCUGAGGAAAAGGCUGAGGCUGAUAGAAAGGCUGAGGAAGAGAGAGUCAAUGCGGAGAAAAAGGCUGCAGAGGAAGAAGCAGCUCGUAAGGCUGCCGAAGCCAGACCCGUAUCGGACCGAUAUGAGCAUCCUCGUAGCUAUCUUCCUACUCAACCUCAAAGUCGGCGCUCUUUGAAUACCAUGCAAAAUCGGUCUCCAAACAGGAGCUUUGCAAUACCCGCCAUAAGGGAUUCUAAGGAUCAACCAUGGAAACACGUGUCUCCGGGCAAUGACAGGUAUACCAGUUGGGGCGGUGCGCAACAGAAUAGCCAGGGCUCUGGUCCCAAUCCUUGGGGACCUAUCGAAAAACCCAAGUUUCAAGGCAUGAAUGGUGUUGGAAACGGGACGUUCGAUAACGGAUAUUCUGGGUUUUCGACAAGACCACCGCCGCCUACGUCUGCUUAUCCACAGAAUCCCAGGGAUGAUAGGCGUAAUAGCAGAGGCCCACCGACCUCCCCGGGACUCUCCCGUGGUGGAUUAUCUCAGUAUGACAGGGCUCAAGCUGUUAGCCGUUGGAACGCUCUACCCGGCAAAAUCCUGGAGGAUGAAGCUGAGCAACGGAGAAAAGAUCGAGAAGCCUACCUCGCCAGACAAGCAGAGGAAGCAGCCACUGGCGUAAAAAAACCAGGUAUAGUUCCACCGAAGCUGGUUGAGACAUGGAGAAAGACAAAUGGAGAUGAACCCGAAUCCAAAUUCGUUGUUAAAACCGAAACCUCUCAGGAGGGAGAGCAAUCGAGCUCCGCUGAGAAACUGCCUGGAGGGCUGUUGGCUACAACUAUAGGCACUAGCAUGGAAGACACCAGGGUAGAAUCUAGUCAUCCCACGGGUCCUGCUCCCAACGUCCCGACUGGGCCAGCAGCGACUCGGCCUGCCUCUCGAUUCUUCCCGGCAGCGGCUGGCAAUCUCAUUGCCCAACAUUUGGGAACUCAAUCUAAAUCCUCUCACUCUCCUGCCAAGGCGCUUAGUCCACCAGGCUCCCCGCCACCUCCAAUGUCCGCUGAGCACCCAGUUCAUGGGGAUAUAAAUUCCCGGGUUGUGCAACUACCCCCUUCUGGUCACGGGCAUUAUCAACAUCCGCACGGAAGGGUAUCACCCACCCUGCACAUGAAUGGAUAUCAUAGGACGAAUCAUCCCAAAUCACCACAAUUUUCGGGGGUCCAGGCUUUUGAGGCCGUGCAGCAGAAGAUUCUGGGCAUGACCCAGAAACAUUCACCCCCCCAGCAGACAGCAAACCUCCAAGCUCAACCACCAAAGGGGCCCGCAUCAAGGGAUUUCUCGACAACUAAACCCCUAUACGAUGGAUCCCCGGAGAGAGUUGUUUCGAGGCCUGCGACGGUCUCGCUUCCACCCCAGUCAGAUGGUGAAGAGGGUAGUAGUAAUUGCCAUGAUGUCUAUGAGGAAUCCAUUCUCACCAAGCCGGAUAACGAGGAAUUUUUCCACGAGCUUUUUGAGCGUGACUUUGGCUCUACACCUACAGUUAAACUCCCUCAUAUCGUCCCCGCUAUUUAUGCGAAUCAUUCGAAGAAAAUUCCGGCCGCCAACUUGCCAAAGCCUUACAGUAAGCGGCCUCCCUCGAAAUGGCAGCUUCAGACCACCGACAUAUUCAAUCCAUUCGGGCAAAAGGAUUUCAUCAACGGGGAGGGUAAAAGGUUUAUUCCUGUUCACCUCCCUGGAGGCGCAUCCAUCGAAGUGUUGAGCCGUGAUGGGAGGCGUAGCACAGGCAAUAAGAAGGGAUAUUCUCAACAGAGAUCAAAGAACAGCCGUUAUAACGGAGGGGGGAAUACUGGUGGCGGCCAUAUCGGGCGUGGUGGGGUGGGUAGGAGGGUCGCAGAUCCGGUUCAGUAACGUAACUGAAGAGCAUUCGAGGGUGGUCAUGGCUGUUUAAUGUUUUGUCCUGUUUGCUUUAUCCGCUGCUCGGUGUGCGUGAGGGCUCGUGGUGUUGCUGAUAGAUGAUGAAUGUCUUGUCUGAAUACGAAGCAAUGGUGACCAAGGUGGGAAGUGUGCGUAUCAGCUCCCGGUUUGGCCAUCAUAAGAUAGCUCGAAUAUUGUAGAUUAGCUGGACAUGGGAGUCUCUUGUUUUGUCUUUUCUUCUUCGCAUUCCUUGUACCCAUCACACAGGACGUCUUUCCCUGGUUCUUUUCCUGUUUGGUUAAGUUGUAGCCAAGGUUUUUUCUUUCUCUCUUUUUUUUUUUUCUUCCAUAUCUCUUAAGCUUCUUCCUUAUUCCAGUUUCUCUCCACUAUUCAUAUUCUGUUUUCUGCUUAGCUUGGCGUCUGUAGGGUUUCGGUAUGCUGUGCUGUGCUGUGCUGUGCGUGAAACCCCUCUCUCUCUCAAGUUCCUGUUGUGGUGUACCGGUAGCUGGUUGGCUGGCCGGCUGAAUUGAUUAAGGGGACGGUGGGCAGGCGGGCGGGUGCUAUUUUGUGAUAUUGUCAUUCCAUAUUGCUCAUAUCUCGUGUUUUUCGGGGGGUUUUCCUUUUUUAUAUUAUAUACAUUAUUGUUUUUUAACGCAGGGGUGGGUACCGCUCGUUAUGUGCUUGUCUGCUUGGAUGAGGGGGAUUCGGGGAGCAUGAUCGUUGCUGUGGUUUGGUGCUUACGACGCUGGUUAUGCUAUGUAGUCAUGGAGGGAUGGGAUGGAACGGGAUGGAAUGGGAUGUGCCGGGGGUUUUAUGUGAUAUGAUAUUUGUAGGACUGGCUGGCUGGUUGGUUGGUUGGUCAUUGACUGGUCUGUAUGCGCUUUUUUCGCAUAUGAAAAUCAGAUAUGAAAGUUA
Tuber melanosporum (Perigord truffle) is the source of this 5139-nucleotide messenger RNA. RefSeq lists its product as uncharacterized. The transcript has 5 exons. Lineage: Eukaryota; Fungi; Ascomycota; Pezizomycetes; Pezizales; Tuberaceae. Bases 286 to 4218 code for a protein of 1310 amino acids. The record is from RefSeq and is a predicted model, not a curated record.